Mytilinidion resinicola is the source of this 1849-nucleotide messenger RNA. RefSeq lists its product as uncharacterized. Bases 37 to 1761 code for a protein of 574 amino acids. NCBI's taxonomy places the organism in Eukaryota, Fungi, Ascomycota, Dothideomycetes, Mytilinidiales, Mytilinidiaceae. The transcript has a single exon. The record is from RefSeq and is a predicted model, not a curated record.
CGUUCACGUCGUAGACCUCUAGCCUCACAAUUCGACAUGCCUCCUAAGAAACGAGCUCGCUUCAAUCAAGAUACCGUGUACGCUCAUGGAACAGUAUUGCGGCAGAAGAAAUUCCCAUCGCGCCGUACUAAGAAACGCAUACUUUCGCCAUCCCCACCACCACCCGCUUCAAGACAGCAAACCAUGACACAGGCAGGGUGGAUUACCACAGCACCGCCCUCGGGCAAAAAGAAACAGAGGGUGGAGCAAGUGGAAGAUUCACAGUCGGAACCCGAGUCCGGAUCCGAAAUCGAGGGAGAAGACUACCUCAGUGUUCUGCGGCAGGCGACCCUCACGCAGUUGGGCCACGGAGUCCAACCUCUACCCAGAAAUGAGGGGGGAAACCGGAAGUCUGCUGUCAGACGAAGGAGUCGUCAGGAGUUGACUGAGGAAGAAAAACGGCAACAGACUUUGACUCAGAUGAUAGGCACUGGGCGAGAACCUGACGUUCGAUCGGAUGUCGAAGAGGAGCAAGAGGAGUUAGAUGGGACGUAUGCUGUUGCGAUGGAAGAGCGUCUAGCCAACAGUGGGCUAUACAGGCCAGUGGGAGAACGACAGACUCGUAGAACCGCUCGAGAUGCAGCUCCGUCGGGCAAAGGUCACAGUAAUGGCCGGACCUUGCGGCCCCGAAGAGGCCAUAAAGAGACCUCACACGGUCAGCUAGUGGAUAGUGCGUCUACACCUAGAUUAACAAGGGUAAAUUCAAAGCCACGCUCAACGCCGCGAACCCGGCGCCCUCUUGAAAUACCUUCUUCGCAAUCUCCGCCCGAAAGCCCACUAUCAACACAAAACACGCCUCAGCGAUCUACUAGGUCUCCCCUUGAAGAGAAGUCCACGAAUAUACAGCAGCCUUCUCUGUUACAUUCGCGAUUGCGGCCUGGAGACGCAGAACGACUGAGCCCUGUUAAACCAAUAUCGCGAAAAGGUGGACUCCAAGUCAAAGAGAACCUGAUAUCCUCACCAGUAGCACCUCCUCGACGGAUAUUUAAAGACACUAUUCCGGACACGGAUGACGAGGAAGAAGAAUCGGAUGAAGAUAACACAGUUCCUACCAACGCCGGUGUCGGGGAAGAAACAGAAGCUGCGAUUCAGCAGAUUGAUCUCAUGUGCGCAAGCCGAGAUAGCAUACAUGAAAUUGAGAAUGUAGAGACUGCGAGAUCUAAUCGGGCUUCGGCGACACCAACUCUCCAAGAAACAGAAGGUCUGCCUGUACCUGCUAACCCAGGGGUAUAUGAUCGAACUAUCAAACAAGAACCUUCACAGUUUGAAGAGAGCCAAUGCACAAUUGGAACUGGUACAGAAGAAGCGACAGCGCAGCUACACAGCGAGCUCCAGACGUUCACUCAACGAAUCUCCGUCCAACCGUCAUACAGUCAAAUUCCAGCUCCUGAGGAACAGCCUGAGCAGCGGAUCCCAUCCUCUUACCCUCUACCAACCCAGUCUACCCAUCCUUCACAAGCAUCGACGAUUGAAGGAACGCAAGCCUCGCCACAUGAUGCUCAACACAGCCACCACACUCUUCCAAUAUCUCCAACGCGCCCGCCACCUCUGAGCAUUCCAUCCUCCAUUCCCACGUCUCCUUUCAAAAUAUUCAGAGUACCCAGGUCCCAAGCGCACUAUUCUAGACGGACAACAGGGGCGACGACAGCGGGACUGACCAUGCAGGAUAGUUUAGACGACUAUUCAAUACCGCUACCACCACAGUGGGAAGAGGAUGAUUAAUUGGCAACGGGCGUUGUAGGGAGGCCUUGAUCUAGGUAGAGCGCCCGGUUUUCUGCUUUACGAUCACUGAAUGAGCAUAAAUUGAAUU